This is a messenger RNA of Stereum hirsutum FP-91666 SS1, 846 nucleotides long. RefSeq lists its product as uncharacterized. The coding region runs from base 22 to 726 and encodes 234 amino acids. The record is from RefSeq and is a predicted model, not a curated record. The transcript is spliced from 5 exons. NCBI's taxonomy places the organism in Eukaryota, Fungi, Basidiomycota, Agaricomycetes, Russulales, Stereaceae.
ACAAUACUUCGUGUUGUGACUAUGAUACUGCGCUUCGUGGGUGCAGUAAAUUUUCGCGGGGCGUUACUGGAAGAGAAUUCCUUCAGCAAGGGUCUCCUCAUCGCCCAGCAGCUGCUUCUGAGCACUUGCUAUAUCAUGCCAGCAUUCACUCUAUCCCAUUUGACCGUUUUCCACGAACUGAGGGGAACGGGGUGGACGACGCACGCCAAACACCAUGUUGUUCAUGUCCUUGACGUUGUCCUCGUUGCCGCUGCUGCACUAGGCACCGUUUCUGCCUCAGAAUACUCCAAGGGUCUGACAGCGUCGGACACAGCAGACACGGUCCAAACCUUCAGAGAAGCGUCGUCAAUCACGACCGCCGCCAUACUUGUUUUGCUAACGGUAUAUAAUGCCGUACUAACAAUGCGACCUCGGCUUCCCCGAUCCACCUCCUUGUGGCUCUGUCUUACAUCUUUAUGCCUGGUAAUUCCCUUCGCAUAUCGCCUGUACCGUUCGUUCAACCCCUCCUCCUCCGACAUCUCAACAUCUUCCGCCACAAAGAUCGAAUUCUACGCUCUGGAGAUGGGCGUCGAAUACAUCGUGGUCCUCUCCCUACUAGCUGUCAACGCGAAGGAAUGGUGUGGCGUGUUGAACGAGGACGAGCUCCCGGAGGGUGUGUAUGGGAUGUACGAUGGAUCGAAGACAAAGAGCGAGGGCUCGUUGUUGUUACAACCAAGGACUACCUGAACGGCGUGCAGCAGCUUCUGACCAUCGCUCGUGACUAUUUAUACUCCUUAUAUGCACCUGUAUCCGCCUGGUUGUACCGAUAUUGGACGUCUCGGACAAUUACUUAAGAAUACCUCUGCC